AUGACCAUCACCGCAGCUACUCGCAUCGUGACAGAGCGUCGUCUGCCUACACCACCCAUAGAUGGCCAGGCUCAGUCCACUCCUCGAAUAUAUCCUGCUCCAGACUUUCCCUUUCGAGGCUGGCAACCUCCGCAGCCCGAUGGUUAUCGGCAAAGUGCUGCAUCCCCCUCAGAGACCGCCAUCGUGAUUGACAAUGGAGCAAGUACCAUCAAAGCCGGCUUCUCCUCUGACCAGACCCCUCGAUUCAUGGUGCCUCCGAUUGUCGCAAAAUUCAAGGAUCGAAAAUACAACAAAUAUUGUGCAUUUGUUGGUCACGAUGCCUUCGCCGAUGCAACCACCCGUGGCCAGAUAAGAACUGCUUUCGAGCAGCAUACAAGUAUCCCCACAAAUUGGGAUAUCAUGGAAGGCAUAUACGACUACCUGUUUCUGAAACUAGGAGUGGAUAGUGAAGGCAGCGUGGACCGCCCACUCGUUGUUACAGAGCCAGUGGCAAACCUAGGACACAGCAGGAGAAUGAUGAACGAUAUGCUCUUCGAGUGCUACGGGGUUCCUAGCGUCACCUAUGGCAUCGACAGCCUCUUCUCAUACCGACAAAAUAAGGGCCAUUCCGGUCUGAUUGUAUCAUCCUCCCAUACUUCCACUCACAUCAUACCCAUAUUGAACCAAAAACCUCAAAUGCAAUCCUGUGCCAGGUUGAAUUGGGGAGGCUCCCAGGCACAGGAAUUCCUGCUCAAGCUCCUAAAACUGAAAUACCCCACAUUUCCCGGGAAACUCACCAAUGAGCAGAUGGAGUCGUACAUCAAGCAGUACAGCUAUCUGUCCAAUGACUACCAGGCAGAGAUAGCCGGCUAUUUGGACUGGUCUGGCCUUGAGCAGGAGCGCGACAUCAUCGUUCAGUAUCCCUUUACAGAGCAAGUCGUGGUGGAGAAAUCGGAAGAAGAGCUCGCAAGAAUAGCGGAGAGAAAGAAGGAAUCAGGACGCCGCCUACAGGAACAAGCUGCUAGGAUGCGUCUUGAAAAAUUGAUGAAAAAGGAGCAAGAUCUAGAAUACUACCAAAAGACGCACACCUCAUACGUCGAAGCCCCCACAAAGAAAGAACAACGAAGAAUCCUGGACGAGGCCGAGUUCAAGGAUGAGGCAGCCCUCGAACGCAUCAUAAGAGAUCUCGAAAAAUCCAUCAGAAAAUCCCGCAACAAAGACCUUGGCGCACCUGAAGAAGAGGAGACUUUGGAGGAGCAACUCAACAAAUUUCCUCUUCUUGAGGUACCAGAUGAUCAGUUGGACGAAGAUGGCAUCAAAGAGAAAAGACAUCAAAGGCUGAUGAAGUCUGGUGUUGAAGCAAGAAUUCGAGCCAAAGCGGAAAAGGAGGCCGAACGAGCACGAGAGGCAGAGCGCCAGCGAUUGGAUGUUGAGGUCCGUGAAAAUCGCUUCGAUGACUGGCUUGCUGGACGAAGAGAACAACAUGAUCAGCUCUUGACCAAGAUCAAAGAACAAGCAAGACAAAAGGCAGACUCUGGCAAUCGCAAGGGCAUGGCCUCUCAGAUGCGUAUGAAGACACUGGCCAAUCUUGCCUCGGAUGGUCCCAAACGGAAAAGACGAGGUGGAGGAGAGUACGAUGACGAUUUUGGAGCAAAUGAUGAUGACUGGGGUGUCUACAGAACUGUUGCCACCGACCCUGCCAGUGACGAUGAAGAACCCGAGGAAGAUCCUGUGGCGACUCUCAAGGCGCUAGAGAGCGAACUUCUCCAGUACGACCCAGAUUUUGAGGAGAAGGAUACACUUGAAGCACAGAAUGAUUGGACCAAGAGUGUACUGCAUGCAUUCCUUCGUGGGGCACGCCCUUCUGACCCGGAAAGUCAGCGGGAGGCCAACCAAAUUCAUCUGAAUGUUGAACGAAUUCGAGUUCCUGAGGUUGUCUUUCAACCAGCGAUUGCAGGUGUGGAUCAGGCAGGUCUUGUCGAAAUCAUCGAAGGCAUUGUGUUGGGACGCUUCUCCGAUCCCACUCAACAGCAGGCGCUCCUCAAAGAUGUCUUUCUAACUGGAGGCAACACAAUGUUCACCACGUUUGAGGAGCGGCUCAAACGGGAACUCAUAGCGACCGUGCCCGCCGACUUCACGGUGAAUGUCAGAAAAGCUGGCGAUCCAGUACUCGAUGCAUGGAAGGGCGCUGCGUCGUGGUGGAGCUCUGGAGAACGAGCAGAGCGCGAGACAGCCACUAUCACUCGUGCAGACUAUCUAGAAAAGGGGAACGACUACAUGAAGGUGAAUAUGCAUAUUCCAAUCCGACAAUCGUUGGCUAACCUGUUCUAG
Exophiala bonariae is the source of this 2310-nucleotide messenger RNA. RefSeq lists its product as uncharacterized. Bases 1 to 2310 code for a protein of 769 amino acids. Gene Ontology annotation, cellular component: Ino80 complex; cytoplasm. The transcript has 2 exons. Gene Ontology annotation, biological process: regulation of DNA-templated transcription. The record is from RefSeq and is a predicted model, not a curated record. NCBI's taxonomy places the organism in Eukaryota, Fungi, Ascomycota, Eurotiomycetes, Chaetothyriales, Herpotrichiellaceae.